AUGGACGCUACUGGCGCCACGCUCGCCGACGGCUACGGUCUUCUUGUUGCGGCCACUUCGGUCGCCAGCGAACAAAAACGCAAGAACCACCUCCGAUUGCAACCUCCACAAUGGCGAAGUGGUGAUUUCAUAUUUGCACAGGCCCCAAGACGAGCUCGAGUGCUAAUUUCAGGCACUCGGCCGGGGCAGCCACUUAGUGAGCAAUCGACCGCCCUCGGAACAGCUAUAUUAGGCUGCGUUAGAUCCAAGUCCACCUCCAACCCCGCUCGAGUGAACCGUCUCCAUGACACCUUUGGCUGUCCGGCGGAAGCCCCUACCAUCGCU
Messenger RNA from Iphiclides podalirius (scarce swallowtail), 324 nucleotides. The record is from the annotation of a GenBank genome assembly. NCBI's taxonomy places the organism in Eukaryota, Metazoa, Arthropoda, Insecta, Lepidoptera, Papilionidae.